Messenger RNA from Elephantulus edwardii (Cape elephant shrew), 708 nucleotides. RefSeq lists its product as uncharacterized. NCBI's taxonomy places the organism in Eukaryota, Metazoa, Chordata, Mammalia, Macroscelidea, Macroscelididae. The record is from RefSeq and is a predicted model, not a curated record. Bases 1 to 708 code for a protein of 235 amino acids. The transcript is spliced from 4 exons.
AUGCGCCAGGCGGCGCGACGACGGCCACCGACGGACAAUCCUACCGCAUCCGCUUCCGCCCGGUCUGCGCACGCGCGCUCCCCGCCCUCUUCUUCCGCUGCGUGUUACCCGGGCAACAACAUUCCUAUGGAUGACCACGGAAACGUGGCCACCACCCCGGACUUUUCUACGAGAGUGGAAAAUUCACAAGGACAGUCAGUUAGACCCUCAGUCACGUGGGACCUGAGCUCGCCUUCGUCUCCAGCGACCACUCCCCAGGCGCCUUCCGGUUCUGGCAGCAUCCCCCAGUCUGCGCUCUUACAGCGCGAUUCGCAGAACAACCGCCAUGAGGUCUGCUUUGGGGCUCAUCCGCAGACCUGCUUCCAGCGGCCGCGGCCGACGCAGGCCCCUGUGCUGUUCAGUGUAAUGAAUUCCAGUGAUGUAGCGGCAACAAAAUUUUUACCCAAGAGCCACUUAUCUCGGGUGAUUAUUCGUGACAACCUCAGUGCACAGCGAGUCUUUGAGAUGGAGACAAAAGCUUCCGAAAAGAGCAAGAGGAAGACAAGCCACUUGUACGACCACCUGAAGAAGAAGUUCAUCACAGACCAGCUCAGGAAGCUGAACCGCUGGCGACACGAGUCCUUGAGCCUCCAGCAGUACAUGAACAACCUCCACGUCUCCAACGACCAGGCCGCACCCACACCGGAGCCUCAGGAGAAGCCGGUGUGA